CGCGCGGAGGAGGGGGCGGGGGCAGCGGCGGCUGUAGCGGCCGCGACCUGGGCGGGCGGACUAGUGUGACGGGCCUCUGGGCCGCUGUGGAUGGUUUCUAAAAUGAUCAUUGAAAACUUCGAGGCCCUCAAGUCCUGGCUCAGCAAGACUCUCGAGCCCAUCUGUGAUGCAGAUCCAUCAGCCCUGGCAAAAUAUGUUCUUGCUUUGGUAAAGAAAGACAAAAGUGAAAAAGAGUUAAAGGCGUUAUGUAUUGAUCAACUGGAUGUAUUUCUUCAAAAAGAGACACAGAUAUUUGUGGAAAAACUUUUUGAUGCUGUGAAUACAAAGAGUUAUCUACCUCCUCCAGAGCAGCCAUCAUCAGGAAGCUUAAAGGUAGAAUUUUUUCAGCACCAAGAAAAAGAUAUAAAAAAAGAAGAGAUCACAAAAGAGGAAGAGCGAGAGAAGAAGUUUUCUAGAAGGCUAAAUCACAGUCCCCCUCAGUCAAGCUCCCGAUACAGAGAAAAUAGAAGUCGUGAUGAGAGGAAAAAAGAUGAUCGUUCUCGCAAAAGAGAUUAUGAUCGAAACCCUCCUCGAAGAGAUUCAUACAGAGACCGGUACAAUAGAAGACGAGGGCGAAGUCGCAGUUACAGCAGGAGUCGGAGUCGAAGUUGGAGUAAAGAGAGGCUUCGUGACAGGGAUAGAGAUAGAAGCAGGACUAGAAGCAGAAGCAGGACCCGAAGCAGGGAAAGGGAUCUGGUAAAACCUAAAUAUGACCUGGAUAGAGCAGAUGCAUUAGAAAACAAUUAUACUCCAGUCUCUUCGGUACCUAAUAUUUCAUCUGGCCACUACCCUGUACCUACUUUGAGCAGCACUAUUACAGUAAUUGCUCCUACUCAUCAUGGUAAUAAUACUACCGAAAGUUGGUCUGAAUUUCAUGAAGACCAAGUGGACCAUAACUCGUAUGUAAGACCACCAAUGCCAAAGAAACGGUGUAGAGACUAUGAUGAAAAGGGUUUCUGUAUGAGAGGAGACAUGUGCCCUUUUGAUCAUGGAAGUGACCCAGUAGUUGUAGAAGAUGUCAAUCUUCCUGGUAUGCUGCCUUUCCCAGCACAGCCUCCUGUUGUUGAAGGACCACCUCCUCCUGGACUCCCUCCACCACCACCAAUUCUUACACCCCCACCUGUGAAUCUGAGACCCCCAGUGCCACCGCCAGGCCCAUUACCACCCAGUCUACCACCUGUCACAGAUGAUAUUUCUUAUUCUUUGGUUUUGACAGGACCACCACCUCCACUUCCUCCUUUGCAACCAUCUGGCAUGGAUGCUCCCCCAAACUCUGCAACCAGCUCUGUUCCUACUGUGGUAACAACUGGCAUCCAUCACCAGCCUCCUCCUGCUCCACCCUCUCUUUUUACUGCAGAUACAUAUGACACAGAUGGCUACAAUCCUGAAGCCCCAAGCAUAACAAACACUUCCAGACCAAUGUAUCGACACAGAGUGCAUGCGCAAAGGCCUAACUUGAUAGGACUAACAUCAGGGGAUAUGGAUUUGCCACCCAGAGAAAAGCCUCCUAACAAAAGCAGUAUGAGGAUAGUAGUGGAUUCAGAGUCAAGGAAAAGAACCAUUGGUUCUGGGGAGCCUGGAGUUCCUACAAAGAAGACUUGGUUUGAUAAACCAAAUUUUAAUAGAACAAACAGCGCAGGCUUCCAGAAAAAGGUUCAGUUUGGAAAUGAAAAUACCAAACUUGAACUUAGAAAAGUUCCUCCAGAAUUAAAUAAUAUCAGCAAACUUAAUGAGCAUUUUAGUCGAUUUGGAACCUUGGUUAACUUACAGGUUGCCUAUAAUGGUGAUCCUGAAGGUGCCCUUAUCCAAUUUGCAACAUAUGAAGAAGCAAAGAAAGCAAUAUCAAGUACAGAAGCAGUGCUAAAUAAUCGCUUUAUUAAGGUUUAUUGGCACAGAGAAGGAAGCACCCAGCAGUUACAAACUACUUCUCCAAAAGUAAUGCAGCCUUUAGUCCAGCAGCCCAUUUUGCCUGUUGUGAAGCAGUCAGUCAAAGAGCGGUUGGGUCCCGUACCUUCAAGUACUAUUGAACCAGCAGAAGCCCAGAGUGCCAGUUCAGAACUUCCUCAGAAUGUAACUAAGUUAUCUGUGAAGGACAGGUUGGGUUUUGUAUCAAAGCCAUCUGUUUCAGCAACUGAAAAGGUGUUGUCUACAUCUACUGGCCUAACAAAAACGGUGUAUAAUCCAGCUGCUUUGAAGGCUGCACAAAAAACCUUACUUGUUUCCACCUCUGCAGUUGAUAAUAAUGAAGCACAGAAAAAAAAACAGGAGGCACUGAAACUUCAGCAGGAUGUAAGGAAAAGAAAACAAGAAAUUUUAGAAAAGCACAUUGAAACACAGAAGAUGUUAAUUUCAAAACUGGAGAAAAACAAAGCAAUGAAGUCUGAAGAUAAAGCAGAAAUAAUGAAAACUUUAGAGGUUUUGACAAAAAAUAUUACCAAGUUGAAAGAUGAGGUCAAAGCUGCUUCUCCUGGACGCUGUCUUCCAAAAAGUAUAAAAACCAAGACUCAGAUGCAGAAAGAAUUACUUGACACAGAACUGGAUUUAUAUAAGAAGAUGCAAGCUGGAGAAGAAGUCACUGAACUUAGGAGAAAGUAUACCGAAUUACAGCUGGAGGCUGCGAAACGGGGGAUUCUUUCAUCUGGUCGUGGUAGAGGAAUUCAUUCAAGAGGUCGAGGGGCAGCUCACGGCCGAGGCAGGGGUCGAGGUCGAGGUCGAGGUGUGCCUGGUCAUGCUGUGGUGGAUCACCGUCCCAGGGCAUUGGAGAUUUCUGCAUUUACAGAGAGUGAUAGAGAAGAUCUUCUUCCUCAUUUUGCGCAAUAUGGUGAAAUUGAAGAUUGUCAGAUUGAUGACUCUUCACUUCAUGCAGUAAUUACAUUCAAGACGCGAGCAGAAGCUGAAGCAGCUGCAGUUCAUGGAGCUCGUUUCAAAGGGCAGGAUCUAAAACUGGCUUGGAAUAAACCAAUAACUAAUAUUUCAGCUGUUGAAACAGAAGAAGUUGAACCUGAUGAAGAGGAAAUUAUACCUUUGUCCUUCCAUGAGUUUGAAUUGAAUGGGGAGAAAAGCAGGAGAGCUCCUGGUAUUAGUUUCAGGAAGAGUCUUUGGUGGAUGACUCAUUACUUCAAGAUGAUGAUGAAGAAGAAGAGGACAAUGAAUCUCGCUCUUGGAGAAGAUGAUUUGACUGAUCAUUGAUCUGCAUAUGAUAGAACUCUACCUGUGUUUCAUUAGUAUUAUCUAAUGUACUUUUACAUAUUUGUAAAAACAAUUUUUGGUAAAAUGUGAUGAAGAUGGAUUUCACAAAUAGACAAAAGAGAAGAAAACUACCUUCUGAAUCCUGUAUUUUGAAAGAUUGAUGUUUGCCUUUUAUUUCAGUAAACAAUUGGUAAAGACAUCACACUAGAAACAUAUGCAAUGUUUUUAUUACAUACUUCUACUGAACAUUACAGAAUUCUUUGGGUUCUUUGUAAUUUAAUGAAUAGGUCUGAAGACUUAAUGACCAAUACUUGUUAUAACUUAGAGGAUUUUGUUUUACUCCAAAUAAGGAAUGAAUUUGCAUUUAAAAUCUUAAUGAAUGUUUUCAAAAAUGAGUAGGUAACAUAGUACUCUAACUAAAGUCUCCAAGUUAUGUAUUCAUAAUAUUACAUAGUAGUAUGCUUAGGCUUUACUAUGUAUUAGCCUUUUGUUGGACUUGUGUAUGUAUUUUACCAUAUGGGUUUUAAUGAUAACGGUGUAUGACUGCUUUGCAUUUGAGUCCUUAUGCAUUCAGAUGUUAAAAAUAAAGUGGAAUGGUCUCUUGAAAAGAAAAGAAAAGAAAAAAGCAAUGACAAAAAAAAAAAGACAAUGUUCCUUGAUUUAAAAAAAGAAAAAAAAAAAGAAAAGAAAAAAAAGUUAAAAUAAAUAGACCAUUCCAGAUGGUGAUCUACCCUUCCCCCCAAUUAUCACAAAAGGAGCUAUAAUCACUAACUUAUUCUUAAUAAUAAUAAUGGUUACCAGUACCUUUACAAUAAUGUUCAAUCCAUUGUUUAAAAUUUAUACCACUUCAGUUUGGUUUGAUCCUAUAAACUUUCAACAGAUGUCUUAAAUUAAAAGCAGGCUGAUUAGUUUGGAACCAGACUUCAAGUAGAACUAACAUUUGGUGAAUAAGAAAACAUCACAUUACAUUUUGGAUGUAUGAAAGAAAACUUGACCAUUUGAAGAUGUAUGAAUAAAGAAAUGUACUAUAGAUACUACUUUAGGAAAACACUGUUUGUAGUCGUGAAAGAUGCCAAAUUGGCAGAGGCUCACGUUUCUUCUCUUUACACCAAACAGAACUGUUUUAUGGGGACUGUAUUUUCAGUCUUACUUGGAACACUAAUCACUGGCUCUAAGGGUUACAAAAAGAAGGCAAACAGUUGCUUGUUUGCAGAAAGAGAUCAUCAUUGCCUGAAUUUAGCUUUGUGACUACAACAGCAAGACCUGUUCCUGUCUGGAGACGACUGUUAUAAUAAUGUGAUACUAUCGUUUUAUGUUUGCCCUUUAUCAUUUUGAAUAGAUGUUUACAUGUACCAUAAUUAGCAUUCUAUCUUUACAGUUCUUUUAGGGUACAUCUGAGUCCAGAAGUAAAUCUGAUUGUGUGCUUUGUCUGACCUUAUUCUUAAAUGUUUUCUCCCCUUUAUAGCCAUUUAUUUUUAAACAGUCUAAGAAGGAAAAAAAAGAAAAUCCUCUUGGUUUUCCUAACAUGAGAUAAGUUUUCAGUCUCAGCCAAAUUGAAAUUGUGUCUAGGAAGUCUAUAAAGCCAUGAUACUGUGUUCAUUAGCAUGAACAAUUUAGAAUGAUGAAAAUGAUUAAAAAGUUAAACCUUGGUUUGGCUUUAAUUUUCCUGGGUUUUUAGGAUACAUUUCUGGAGUUAGGAUAGUCACUUAAAAUAAUUUUGAACAAUUAGUAAAAUACUUUUUUCACAUGGUGAUAACUUGCCUGUGUCUUCUAAAUAUACUUACUGAAGUCACUGCCAAGGCCACUUACCCAAAUAAUUUUUUUAAAAAUUCUUAACUCUUCAAAAUAAACAUGGAGAAUAAUUUUCUUUCUUUUCAAGUAGUAUAAAAUGAUCUGUGGAUUAUAAAGAUUGAGAAAUAUCUGUUAAAUGUCUAAUUUACAGAGUUUUUCCUUAUUUUCCUCAGUUGCAACCAAGACAUAAAAGACAAUUUUUAAAGCAAGGGGAAGUAGUGUUGUGUGUCUAGCAUUGUUAAAAACUAUAGUUUUCUUGCCUUAAAAGGUGUAUGUCCGUAUUAUUUAUUUAUAAGCAAUAUGGCUUGGAAUUAUUUAUAAAGAGUGUGAUUAAAUUUUAUUCUAAAUAUUCACCCAAAAUACCCUCUUUAUAAUGGGCACCAUAAAGUUUUCAGAAAAUUAAUUUCUUAGUAUUCCUUCAUAGAUUCUCAUUAGCAUUUGAGAAGUCAGAAGUUUACUUGAUAGCAACUCUUAUUAGAAAAGUCCAAAUUAUACUUGCUUCUUUUCUCCCUUAUUUUUUUUAUUUUUAUUUUUUUUUUAGUUCCAUUAAGCCAUGCUCAUAUUUUCACCUUUUUGUGCAAAGUUAACUAUUCUGCAAGCACUUUUUCUUGAGUAUGCAUUGCAUUUGUCUUCAUGAAAAAAAGAAUGAACCCGUCAGACAUAAUGUAAGUUAUCUAUUUUGAUCCAUGUUAGUUGGAGACAGCAUGGUUAAUGUAGGCUUGGUUUAAAGGAAGGUCUUCUUAACAUAAUUAUGACCUUAUAGCCUACAGGGCAUUUUAAAAAUUGGACUUCUCUUUUAGUUCACAUUUGCGAACAAACAUAUAGCUGAUGGGAGUUCACAAAUAUUUUCCCAGAUUAGUUCAGUAGUUUUUUUCUUUUUAAGGAAAGGUUCUCUGCCUGUGUAAUAGAAUAGUUCUAACCUGCUGGGCUAAAAACCCAAAAAACAUUCUCUGAAGAGACCAUACUUGCUGUUAACAGUUUUGGUUGGUUAAUAGAUGUGGAUCAUAUCCCACCACUCUCAAUUUUAUUUUGUCAUCUUCCCCCUCCACCAC
Messenger RNA from Kogia breviceps (pygmy sperm whale), 6071 nucleotides. The record is from RefSeq and is a predicted model, not a curated record. Lineage: Eukaryota; Metazoa; Chordata; Mammalia; Artiodactyla; Physeteridae.